UUCAGUCAUCGGUUUUUUUCCAUCUCUGCUGCUCUCCAUUUUGUUUUCCACGGCGGAAUUUUUUUGCUACAUAAAGUUAAAUUUUUACACCAAUUACCCGACCGUUUUUGUAAAUUUAAGUGUUUCAAAUUUAUCUUCGCAUAAUGGGACGCAAGAAGAAGAAGGCCUCCAAACCCUGGUGCUGGUACUGCAACCGAGAGUUCGAUGAUGAGAAAAUUCUGGUACAGCACCAGAAGGCAAAGCACUUUAAGUGCCACAUCUGCCACAAGAAGUUGUACACCGGACCGGGGCUCUCCAUCCAUUGUAUGCAGGUGCACAAGGAGACAGUGGAUAAGGUCCCCAACUCCCUGCCAAAUCGCUCAAACAUUGAAAUAGAAAUCUUCGGCAUGGACGGCAUUCCCGCCGAGGAUCUCAGGGAUCACGAACGCCAAAAGAACGGUGGCAAGUCAGAUUCAGACGAUGAUGAGCCGGUGGCCAAGAAAAAAGUGGAAUAUGCCAUGAGCGUACCGCCCCCUAUGAUGAUGCCACCGAAUAUGAUGCCGCCGCACAUGCUGGGCCAAUACGGCAUGGGCAUGAUGCAACACAUGCCGCCGCUGCCUCCGUACCCAGUACCUAUGAUGCCGCACAUGAUGCCGCCGCGUCCUCUGUUCCCGGCUGCCCUGGCCACCACAUCGGCUGCGGCUGCUGCGGCAGCGGCCCAUCACCACCACGCAGCCGCCAUGGCCCAGCAAAAGCCAACAUUUCCAGCUUACAGUAAUGCAACCAUAAGUGCUCCGCCCACCACCAAUCACGCUGGUGGUGCAUCUAGUGCGCCACCAAGUGGUCCGCCAGAUGCCCAGCAACACCAGCAGCGUCCACCGGCUCCGCCCGCAGCAGGCGGUGCUGCCGCCGCUGCUGUGACGACCAAGAUCAUGCACCCGCAGGAGGACCUCAGCCUGGAAGAGUUGCGUGCUCGGCAACCGAAAAUACAGGCACGUCUGGCUGCCGCUUUGGCAGCCCUGGCGAAUCCACAAAGCCGUAAGAGUCCCAGCAACAAUGGCGGCGCUUCUUCGUCAAUGCCCGCCACUCCGCCGCCUCCGUCACUGGCCGGGAUUUCGCCGACGGGCAGCAAUAGCAGCAGUGGCAUGGCUAACGCGAUUGCCGUCUCCACAGCCAUGUCGAAGGCCCAGGAAACCGCCGCUUUUGUAGCCGUGGCUCAGGCGCACGUCCACGCUGCCCAGGCUCAGGCCCAAGCUCAGGCCCAAGCUCAGGCCCAGGCCGUGGUCCAAGCCCAGGUGCAGGCGGCCCAGGUGGCCCACGCUGUGGCGGCCCAGCAGCAGGCAGUGGCACAGCAGCAACAGGCGGCAGUGCAGCAGCAGCAACAGGCAGCAGUGCAGCAGCAGCAACAGCAACAGGCCGUGGUGCAGCAACAACAGCAGCAGGCGGCGGCGGCUCAGCAGCAGCAGGUCAAGCAACUUGAGGAACUGAAUCGGGCCGUUAUGAUCCAGCGCUUACAGGCUGCCCGGCAGCCGGCGAAUCCUGGCGCUGCGGCAGCGGCUGCGGCGGCAGCAGCCGUCGGCAUGAUGCCGUUACCUGGCCACAUGCAGCUGAUGCAGCCGAUGCUGAGACCGAUGGCGAUUGGUCCCCAUGGAGCGCUCAUUGGCGGGAAUAUGCUAAGAGCAGCUGGUGCCCCUGGACUACACGGUAUGCCGGCAGGUUUACUGCCCAUGCAGGCGAUCGGACUACCGGGGAUGCCAGGUGCCUUGCCAGCUGGGGCGAUGGCUAUGCCGGGAAUGGGCGUGAUGCUGCAAGGACAUCCAAACAUGCUGCAGAUGAUGCAGCCGCGCUUCAGAUGAUGUCUGCCCGCAGCGCCGGGUCUGUUGCAGGCUCCAGCAGCCCAGCCGCCAACGCACCUGCAACCACAUCCACAGCACGUGCAGCCAUCGCGGCCGUUCUCGCGGACCACCGCCACCGCCGCUCUGCAGGCUCAGCCGCCGCUUUUGAGCUUGCCGCUGCCACUGCUUUUUCACGAGUGAGGCAAGGAUCAUGCUUAUAGAUUGCAAGCGGCAAACAUCGCGCACUCAGCAAGCAAGUUGUUUUGAAAACUCAAACCAAAGUCAAGUUCUUUUUCAAUGUAUAACAGUUUUUGAGACAAAACACCCUCAACACACACAAACCAACACACACACACAAAAACUUCUCGGCCACACGCUACCCACUAAUCAGCGGUUAUGCCUAGUAAACCAGUCGAUGUCAUAUACUAUAUAUUUCGUUCAUAUAAUGCACUCCAUUCUAGCUUUUGUUCCUAUCCAAAUUGUUUCAAUUUCCUAAUCUGAUCUUCUCGAUGUGCGUGCAUAAAUACAUCUUUUAGAUAUACUUUUUCGUGAUCUUUGUAUAACACAAUGUACUCCACUGCUAACCCACAAACACUAACACAAACCAUCUGAAGCUACUUUGCUGUGCUGUAGAUCUCUAUCUUUUAUCUGUAUCUAUAUUUGUAUAAUCAGCAAUUAAUCGUUGACACUAAAUCUAUACACACUUCUGUUUUUUAACAUUCUCUUUCUUUUUUUUAGUUUCAUUUAGUGAGCAUAUAUUUUAAACACACCCACACACACACUCAAGUUGUUUAAUUAUAUCUUCUCCAAAAACAAAUGAAAUCCGAAAAGAAAAGAAAAUCCUCGGAAUCACACAAAAAUCAAAUCCAAAAAAAAAAACCUGAACGCUCAAAGCUCUCGGUAUGUUGACAAUUGCCAUAUGCAGCAUUUUUGUGUUGUUUUUGUGUUAUUCGUGCGUAAUUUAUACUUUCGAUUCUUUCUGUCCAUGUGAAAUGCUCUGCAAACUGUUACACUGUUAAACAAUUCAUACCACUUAUGUUCAGGCCCCAUGUUGUCUAGACCUUCGUUCAUUCGUUCAGUUGCGGCUGACAAAAAGUAAGUCCUAUCUUUCUUUACAUAGUAUAUUUAACGAUAUACAAACAUAUUUAUAAAUAUUUCAAUUCUCAAUAUUUCUUUGUAUCGUUUCGGUUCCUUUGGUAUGUAAUAUAUAUUUGGUGUGUGUCAUCGCGAGACAACAGAUCAGAGCAGGUAUCUACAUACAAAUUGUUUUCCUUUUUAAUUACUAUAUAUGCAUAUGAAAUACUAUCUAUUCUAAGUCAUUUGGUUAUGGUAUGGUUGGUACUAAACAGCAACAACAUCUAAGCAAAAAAUUAUUAAACAAUAUAUCCAUCCCCAAUCGAACCGCUACAUAGCUUAUAGAGUUACCUAUAGGACACAUCUAGUUAGGAAUUUCUCACAUGUUAGUAGUACACUCGAUACAUUGUUUCGGGAUUGAUCUUAAUGGUUUUGUUUUGUUGUUACCGUAGCAUUCUUCCAAAGUUCCCAGUUAACUAGCUUCCUUUCCACAACUUCAACUAGUUUUUGAACUAAUAAAAAUAAUAAUACUCGAGAGCUCCACCCAUCUAAGAGACGCUCAGGCUUUUGUUAAUCCGAUGGUAAUCAUAUAACCGUUUUUAGAUAGCAUAAGUAGUCGGUUGACAGUUGAAGAGUACUAGUCGUAUACCCAUUUGUUUAGUUAUGUUUCUGGAAAGCAGCAUGAAUCAGAUUGUUCUCCAUGACCCGAGAUCGUAAAAUACUCCCCAUACUCGACCCAGUGUAGCCCAGGGUAGUUAAACUUAGCACUCAGAUCCCUGGAUAGCACCACACGCAUCACCUAACUCAACUAACACCCACUCCUGUUUGAGUAUACCUAUAGUACACACUCGUAACCCAACCAUUUAACCAUAUAUCUAUGUAUAAAUACAUGUAUUAAUGUAACUAUACCGUGUAAUUUAAUCAUAAGCAAUGACAAGUGAAAAACUGCCCAAGGAGACGCGAUUGAAUCCGAAUAAUCCCCUCGCUCGGGCCAGUUUAGCGCAAAAUUGAUGUUGGACUUUUGGGUCUGGCAAAUUCGCCGCACCGUCAUCGGGAUAUCGCCGGCCAUAUCCAAUUUCGUUGGCCCGGUUCGAUAGUCCUGCGGUGUUAGAACGGCGUGCUUCAGACGAGAGUACCUCAAUGCAAGUCAGACAAUUCCAGAUUCGGUGGCAAUACUACUCCUAUACGAUUCACACACUCCUCGACUAAAAUCGCAUCUGUACACAGUCGUUAUAAUCGUAGAAUAAAUUCUCUCUUUCUCUGGACUUUGUAAAUAUUUGAUGGACGCAUUUCAUUUCGUAGAGUUGCUAUUUUCCUUUCACUUGUCUUUAGUUUCUGUCGGGAAUGCAAACUAAAUCAAAAUUUUUUUAAACAAUUCUUUUUAGACUUUACAAUAAUUUUAAAAAAUUUUUUAAAAUACACAAAAAAAAAGUAAAAUAAGAGUUAAAAUUUAUCAGUCUUUGAUUUGCUGUUUUAAAAUACAUUUUUUUUUUAAAUUUAAAGCUGUGUUAAUUGAGUGUCAAGUUAUUAUAUAUUGUUAUUUUUUUUAAAAAGCUUUAGUUAUGCUUGCAUUUCCCGUCUGUAGUCUAUUUUUGGUAUUCUUAUUUGGUGGUGGUCAUACAAAAUUUUUCCAAAUUGUUGCUUUUUACUUUUUGAUUACAAAUAAAUAUCUUACUGUAAGACUCUAUCCAUACAAUGCACGCGUUCGUUUGAAAAGAGUAAUACAGCUUAAAGGCUACAAGUUUUGUAAACAUUUAAUGGGCUUUAGGUGUUUUGCGAAAAGAAAUGAAAACUAUGAACUAAGAAUUACAAUUUAGUCCACCAAUCUGUCUGACUUUGCGCUGGGCGACACGCGAGUAGCUGGACAAAUGGCAGUCACUGUAAUACUAAACCCCACACACAACCGAUCCAAAAGCGUAAACGUCUGCUGCAUUCAGUCGAAAGCGUGUCACAUUAAUUUUGCUGAGCGAAAAGUCCCCUGCGUCCGUGCUCCCCCCUUCUAUCUAUAUAUCUAUAAAUAAGUGGUAUAUGUCUAUCUUUGGAUUAUGUUUUGCAUGCCCAGAAGAGUAUGCCUUCCGACCACAAGUACAAGUUCAAACCGGACGCAGGCGAUGUGCCGGAGUUUAGUCAGGAAUUAUACGGCUUUGUCCAGUAUAUUCGCAAACCUGAGACGAAGGCACAUCAUAGUUAUUGAGCUAACUGUUGGACUUUUCGGUCCUUGUCAUGCGACUAUUCAAUCGUUGUUACCACACGCAUAACACCACUACUAUAACUUUUGAUAUCAGUCGAAUCGCGCAUUGCAAACGCGUCUUGAACAAUCCACACAAUCCGGCGGCAAAUUCACCAACCACAUCGACCACACCAUUUCUCAGCAUCCGAAUGAAGAUGGAUCCGAAAGAGAUUUACUAUAAAGUUUGUUUACACAUUUUGUUCAGUGUUAAUUUACUCAUUUUUUUAAUGGAAAAAUAAUUCAUAAUGCUUUGAUAGUUGCAACUACCUUUUGGGAAAGUGUUUCAAGAUCGAACAACUUUAAAACUAAUGAUGAACGAUAAGAAUUUGUUUUGCCAAAGAUCUUUGAAGCUUUCGACCAAAGAUUUUUUAAAAUUAAUCUUUGAAUAAAAAUAAAUGUUUACCAUGUUUAUAUUUUUCAUAAGCUUUAAACCAUUUUUGUUGCAUUUACUCUUAACUGAAGCUUACGGUAUUAACAAAUCGAUUUUUCCUUAUCCAUUUCUGUUCGUUCAACAAAUAAUCACACAAAUACUUAGCUAAUGCCUAUACUAUACUUAGUGCAAAUGCAUAAAAUCAAAAACCAAUAAGUUUGCCUAUGUUAAAUCAUUUUUAAUGUUGUAAUGUAAAUGAAAGAUGCAAAAACCAGGAAAAAAACAAAAGAAUUAUUUUUAGCAUUCUUCUACGUAAGAUGUUUUACCAAAACGGAAAAAAAAGUAUGCAAGGAACAAGUUAUAUAAGCAAUUGUUUAAAUUCUUUUAAACUAAAUAAAAAGCAAAACCUACUAUUAGAACAACAAAAAUGCAUAAUAAUAAUAUUUCUAGUUUAAUGUUUCGAUUGUUCUCUAUUUUUUUGAAAUUAAUUUAUUGAAAUUUUAAUAAAUCGAAUAAAAAUGAA
This is a messenger RNA of Drosophila ficusphila, 6011 nucleotides long. It is a transcript of the gene BuGZ, whose product is annotated as BUB3-interacting and GLEBS motif-containing protein ZNF207. Bases 144 to 1835 code for a protein of 563 amino acids. Gene Ontology annotation, cellular component: nucleus. The transcript has 7 exons. The record is from RefSeq and is a predicted model, not a curated record. Gene Ontology annotation, molecular function: DNA binding. Lineage: Eukaryota; Metazoa; Arthropoda; Insecta; Diptera; Drosophilidae.